This is a messenger RNA of Lasiosphaeria miniovina, 1639 nucleotides long. Its product is annotated as alcohol dehydrogenase. Lineage: Eukaryota; Fungi; Ascomycota; Sordariomycetes; Sordariales; Lasiosphaeriaceae. The record is from RefSeq and is a predicted model, not a curated record. Gene Ontology annotation, cellular component: cytoplasm. The transcript is spliced from 3 exons. Gene Ontology annotation, molecular function: alcohol dehydrogenase (NAD+) activity; zinc ion binding. The coding region runs from base 462 to 1580 and encodes 372 amino acids.
CGCAAGUCACUAUAAUGAGUCUGGCUUCUCAACCGCUACGCUAGGCGCUCAAUUUCCCUCGGAGCUCGACGACAUGCGGGCGGCCAACCCAUUCCCGCCAGCCAGCCAGGAAAAGGGCCUUGAAGGGUUUUCAUUGUAAUUCAAGCCUGGCACCACAUUGCCCAUUAAACUUCCGAGCGGCAUGAGGGGAAGCCGCGUACGACUCGGGUAAUGUUAGCCAAAAGGGGCCGAGGUCGAAUACCACCACACAGCCGGCUAAACGCUUUCGAACAGGGUAGCAUUGUUUGCUCAUGGGAUACAAGAUGUCGUUGCUUGUAAUGGAGAGAAGGCUUGCACGACGUCGUUUCUUCUAUUGCUGUAAAAGGCACUUGACCCUAUCGAAACUCGAACUGGAAUCGAGUUCUGGGUGACUUGCUAGCUAUUACCACAACGCAACUAUAACAGGAGAACGACAAGUUACCAUGGGCCCGCAACAGACCAACAUAAUGGAUCCUCAACUCCCCACGCACCACAAAGCCAUCGUCUACGACAAGCCCGGUCACAUCAGCACGCGCAUCGACACCGUCGAGACGCCGCGCCCUGGCGUCGGCGAAGUUCUGGUUCACCUGACGCACUCGGGCGUCUGCCACAGCGACCACAGCAUCAUGAUGAAACCGCCGACCCUGGCAGGCCAAGUAGGCGGACAUGAGGGUGUUGGCACCAUUGUUGUCCUUGGUGACGAGGCUUCGUGCGGGACUCUCAAGCUAGGCGACCGCGUUGGUAUCAAGUGGGUGGCCGGCGUGUGCGGCACGUGCAUGGCGUGUCUGGCGGGCCGUGACGCUAUUUGUGCCAAUGUCAAGAUCUCGGGGCUGUAUACCCCGGGGACGUUCCAGCAGUACGUGCUGGCGCCGGCGAACUAUGUCACGCCCAUCCCUGACGGGGUGCCGAGCGAGAUGGCGGCGCCGUUGCUUUGUGGAGGGAUUACCGUGUACGCGGCGUUGAGGAAAUCUGGAGCACAGCCUGGGGAGUGUGUUGUGAUUCCCGGAGCAGGCGGCGGACUGGGUCACCUCGCUGUGCAGAUUGCUAGUCGGGGGAUGGGACUCCGCGUCAUUGGCAUCGACACGGGUGACAAGGAAGCACUGGUUCGAUCACUGGGCGCGGAAGCAUUCAUCGACCUCACCAAAUACUCACGCGACAAGGAAGGGUCAGACAAGCUGGUAGCUGACGUGCGGGCAGCAACACCCCGUGUCACGGGGGCCGCAAGCGUCAUCGUGUGCACCGGCUCCAACACUGCCUACGGUCAGUCGAUGAGCUUCUUGGGCUUCGAUGGAUCGGUAGUCUGCGUGGGACUGCCCGAGGGUGAUUCUGUUCCGAUCACCGGGGCGAUUCCGGGUGCCAUGGUGGCCCAGGAACUGCGUAUCGUCGGCAGCGCUGUGGGUAACAGGAAGGAAGCGAUCGAGACGCUCGACAUGGCUGCUCGUGGCGUGGUCAGGACGCAUUUUACGCUUGAGCCAAUGUCAAAGCUGACGGACGUGUUUGAGCGCAUGGAGAGAAUGGAGGUACAGGGCAGGAUUGUGAUUGACUUGAGCAGAGUGGACUGACUCGAGUCAUGAAACGGUCAUGUGUCUUUUUGUAAAAAAAAAAAAAAAGUCGAUAACAC